UUCAUUUCACCACCUACUUCAUCUCAGCAGAUCGCAGGGCCAUUUCGAAGAUGGCAGCAUACCGGUCAACCGUCUGCGCAGCAGUGCUGCUCGCACUGCUGGCGCUUCCAAGCUCGCUCGCGGCGUCCAGUGUCGUCACGGAUUGGCUGGUUGUUGCGCAGUCUACUGUCAUCGCCACAGUUGUGGAUCAUCAGCCCGCGGCGCGGCUCUAUGCGGAUGUCGCAUCUGCCCAGUAUGACGCCAUCAAGAUUGUGCGCGACUAUAAGAAGGCUAAGCUGAGCGAGGAGGCCGCUGUGGCCUACGCCAGCCACUCGGUCCUCAGCACCUUCUUCCACUGGCGCCAGAGCACCAUCUACGACAUCAUCCUGCAGCAGCAGCUGGACAAGUGGGGCAUCAGCGACAGCCAGGUGCCGCUCUACAAGAAGCUGAUCGUGCCCACCAUCCAGGCCCGCCUGCAGAAGCGCAUUGGUGACAAUUUCAGCAUCUAUGCCAACUUCCGCCCAGCCGGCAACGGCACUGCCAAUUGGGGCAAGUACCAGUACACCCCCGGCCAGACCUCCGCCCGCUACCCCCAGCUGGCGUACACCACGGCCAACUACCUGAGCGCCGCCGACGUGGAUGAGGUCACCAAGGAGUUCAAGCGCUUCCAGCUGGAUGACCCCGAGUACGCCCGCCAGCUGCAACAGAGCAAGGACUACGGCUCGGUGAACUCCACCGUCCGCAGCGCCUACGACUCCAACUCCCCCCGCUUCUGGGCCCUGGGUGGCGGCACUGCCACGGUUGCUGGCCUCUACGUCAACAUCUCCAUCGCCGUCAUCCCCGACAGCACCCCCCUCAUCCACCAGGCCCGGUUCUUCAAGCUGCUGGGCUCUUCGUUCUUUGACGCCGCCGUGGCUUGCUUUCGUAUCAAGUACCGGGAGCUCUUCUGGCGCCCCAUCACCGCCAUCCGCACCACCCAUGGCGUCGGCACCGCUGACCCCACCUGGACGCCGCUGCUGGCCACCCCCGCCCACCCCGAGUACCCCUCCGGCCACCAGUGCAGCUCGGGCGCCUGGACUGCCAUCAACGAGGCAUACUUCGGCGCCCUGGGCCCCCUGAACGUCACCAGCUACGGCGCCCUGGACAUCUCGCCCCGCACCUUCCCCAGCUUCCGCUCCGCUGCCGUCGAGUGCGGUGACAGCCGCCUGUACGCUGGUGUCCACUUCAACAAGUCCAACGUUGACGGAUUCAAUCUCGGCUACAAGGUGGCGCAGCACAUCCACACCAAGUACUUCGCCGGCAAGACCUUCGUGGACAGCAUUUAAAGAGUUGCAUACUAUACUCUUGCUGCAGCCAUGGAUAAGACUCAGGCUAUAGGGCGGUUGGGCGCUGCGUGGCAGCUCGGCAGGAUGUGGCGGGGUUUUGCACAUAGCAAGGGCCGGGCCAGGGGUGUUCCGUGCCCCUGAUCAGGCGGUCCAUGUAUGUGGGCUUGUACACUGCGAAGAUCAAAGCACAUGUAUAUGAUGUCAUAAUCAAGCAUUAUUCUCAUAUGUAGCCGUCUGUGUGGGGCUCGGCCCCUUCGGACCCUCGGACUGGCCCCUCCCGUUUGCUGUCGUGACCUGGCGUGUGACCGUGCAUAUCGUGUGACUGAGUGAUUUGGGUGCGGUUUUGGCGUGUGGGAAUAGGGGAACGUGCCCGAGGUUGGUUGGCCCGACACGGUGUAUUGCAUGGGAGGCCGGAGUACGGGUGAUCCGAGAGAGGAUAUAGGUUGCGUCUGAGAGCGGCUGGAGCCGUCUCUCAUUCCGAUCCUAGGCGAGAUAGUCUUUGACCGUUCUAUAUGAGGGACGGACCCGUCCUAGUGGACGUUAAAAUCUUUGGCAACAUGUAAGCCGGAACGUGA
This is a messenger RNA of Chlamydomonas reinhardtii, 1879 nucleotides long. RefSeq lists its product as uncharacterized. NCBI's taxonomy places the organism in Eukaryota, Viridiplantae, Chlorophyta, Chlorophyceae, Chlamydomonadales, Chlamydomonadaceae. The transcript is spliced from 7 exons. The record is from RefSeq and is a predicted model, not a curated record. The coding region runs from base 51 to 1304 and encodes 417 amino acids.